AUGUCCGAACUACCAAUUGACACGUCCAAGGCUCCCUCCUUUGUUCACCAAUGGGGGUUAUCACCAGCACCUGCAUGGGCUUUUGCUACCGUCCUAGCUGCAUCGCCAGCCUUCCGACCUGUUCUAGAGGCUCCUCAAACAGUCCAAUCCUCAUCGGGCUUGUACAAGUCGGCUCCUAAAGUCGUCAGCCCUUAUCCGUCGACCCCGCAGGUUGCACUCUUCACAGCCUUCUCAGCCCUAGGCGGGUUCAUGAUCUACGACAAUGACCCAACCAACGGCUCCGCCGUUGUUGGAGUCUGGUCGUUGCUCUACUUUAUGGCAAACGUCAAGAAAUCAAUGUGGAACCUCAAACUUUACCCAAAGGCGUUGACAUCUUUGGCCUUGGUCAAUUCGGUUUUCUACGGUGGGAAAUUCUUAAACGUUAUAUAG
Pichia kudriavzevii is the source of this 429-nucleotide messenger RNA. RefSeq lists its product as uncharacterized. The transcript has a single exon. The coding region runs from base 1 to 429 and encodes 142 amino acids. Gene Ontology annotation, cellular component: mitochondrion. The record is from RefSeq and is a predicted model, not a curated record. NCBI's taxonomy places the organism in Eukaryota, Fungi, Ascomycota, Pichiomycetes, Pichiales, Pichiaceae.